AUGCCCCAUAACACCCGCUACGAAUGUCCCCGCGCCGGUAACAUGCACCAAGUGGGUGGCGAAGUCUACUACUGUUCCUUUCACGACAAAUUUGCCCAAGAUCGGUGCCAGGCUUUCUUUGACUUUCGGGGCAGCGGCAUGCAGUGCCCAAAGUUGCACACUAUGAUCGACGACGACACCGGAAGGAAAUUUUGUGAGAAGCACGAGCCUGCGAGUGAGAUAUCUGAAGUACUUGACUGGAAAGCCAGGAUGGCCGAGUGGCUGACCAGUGUUGCAUUGGCAGAGCUUCCACGCGAGCAUGACAGCAAUUUGCCCGAAGAUGUUAGGAACGAGGGGUAUUCAGCAAUUUCGAAGCCGGAGGGGAAUCGAGAUUCAGAACCAGAGCACCACGUAGAGAUAGACGCAGGACCAGAGGGGAAGCCAGACACCGAGUCAGAUACCGAGCCAAAGACAUACCCAAUGCCAACCACGCAGGAUGCCGAACCUACACCGAAACAUUCGUAUACUGCUAGCAAAUUCAACACCGAGCAGGAACAAGACCAAGAGCCUAGAUAUGAGUCAGGCCCGACACCGGAGCAGAAGUCCGACCAGGAGUUCGGCCAGGAGUUCGACAAGGACUUCGGCUCAGAGUCCACCCGAGAAUUUGCGUUUGAGUCUGAUCAAAACCCAGAGCAGAAGCCAGAGUAUGAGCUGGUGCUACUAUUUCAAAAUGAACACAUUGCUGCGCUAUAUAAGCAGUGUAACAUCUGCCUCGAAAGUCACGACGCGGCCGACAUGAAGAAGAUCGCGAGCUGCGGCCAUCAAUACAGAGAGUCAUGCCUGCAAGACUUUCCACGACGCAAAGGCGUGCGCAGGUACAAUUGUGCAGGAUGUCGAACUUGGCUUCAAUCUCAUCAGGAGCCAUAG
Molecule: messenger RNA, 906 nt
Organism: Paraphaeosphaeria sporulosa
Lineage: Eukaryota; Fungi; Ascomycota; Dothideomycetes; Pleosporales; Didymosphaeriaceae
Exons: 1
Coding region: 1-906 (301 amino acids)
Source: RefSeq, a predicted model, not a curated record